This is a messenger RNA of Exophiala oligosperma, 2909 nucleotides long. RefSeq lists its product as uncharacterized. The coding region runs from base 4 to 1569 and encodes 521 amino acids. The record is from RefSeq and is a predicted model, not a curated record. The transcript has 2 exons. NCBI's taxonomy places the organism in Eukaryota, Fungi, Ascomycota, Eurotiomycetes, Chaetothyriales, Herpotrichiellaceae. Gene Ontology annotation, molecular function: oxidoreductase activity.
CGAAUGCAAGUUUUCGUCUUUUUCAUUUUCAUUUUCAAAAACACCCGGCCUGGAGCUUACUAUAUUACCAUGCCGAAGUCACGUGAAGGAUAUAUUUGGACUGACGGCAAACUCAUCACUGGCCUCGACACGCAGGCAGUGGUCCCGAGCAGCACAGUGAAUAAUCUCAAGUCAGAUGAUUACGAUGUGAUCGUCAUCGGGGCGGGAUUCGCUGGCCUACGAGCUGCGCGGGAGCUCGCAAGCCAUCACUCUGGAUUGCGCGUUUUGAUCGUCGAGGGACGAGACCGCAUUGGCGGUCGAACAUGGACGGCACAGGCGUUGGGAGAGGACUUUGAAAUGGGUGGGACCUGGGUCCACUGGGCUCAGCCACAUGUCUACACCGAGCUACAUCGAUACGGCCUACACAAGAAUCUAAAGACGUCGGCCGGCACUCUCGCGGCACAGAAAACGUAUUACAAGCAAUCGGAAAGCGGCCUUGUGGAAGAGAUGGAUGGGGCCGCGCUGGCACAAAUCACCCAAGACGUGGCUGAGAAAUUCUUCACCAUCGACGGGCUGUCCAGUCGAGACCUGAUGCCGUACCCUCAUGAUCCGUUCCGAGAGCCGGCACUUUGGAAGAAGUAUGACCAUCUCACGGUACGGCAGCGCCUCGAUCAACUUGAAGACAUUCCCGGGAUUCACAAGGGCUAUUUCGAGAGUAAUGUCAAUACAUUUGGCAGCGCACGCAGUUCAGAGAUCGGAUUCACGGAAGCCCUCCGCUGGUACGCCUUGGGUGGUCACAACAUGACCCAGGUGUUCGAGCUGGCAGGGAUCUACAAACUUGGCAAGGGUGGCAUGACCUCAUUCUCACGUUCUGUGCUCCAGGAAUUUCGGGGCGAUAUCCUCUUUGAUACCAUAGUCACCGAGAUUAUACAGGACGAUGCUUCUGGUGUGGUGGUGAUCAAGACCAAUGAUGGUAAAUGCUCAUUCAAGGCCAAGGCAGCUAUCUGCACCAUCCCACUAAAUUGUCUCGGCGACAUCAAGUUCUGGCCGCCACUUGGUCCAUUGAAACGCGAAGCAAUCGCAAAGGGACAUAUAAACCGAGGCGCCAAAAUCCACUUCAAACUUGCGUCCACCGAGCCAGGGUGGUUUGCGGCGUGCGAUGGUUCCGCUCCCUCGUCUUUCUGCUUUUCUUUGUCUGACCACAAUGGCACCACCAACCCGUCAUCCGGACCAAAUGGUACUUACUGUAUCGGAUUUGGAUACAACAACUGUCUGACGGAUCCGCGAGACAGCAAGAAUAUCAUCGAAGACUUCAGAAAGGACGUGCGACCUGACGCCACGGUGGAAGCAUAUCUUACGCAUGACUGGGCGAAUGACCCCCUGGCCAAAGGUGAAUGGUGUUGUUGGGGGAGUGAUUGUAUGUCAAAGUAUCUUCAGGAACUGCAGAAAGACCAUGGAAACGUCUUUUUUGCUAGUGCUGAUUGGGCUGAUGGGUGGCGAGGGUUCAUUGAUGGUGCACUCGAGAGCGGGCUGAAGACGGCAUUGCGCGUGGCAGAGAGGCUUCAGAAGAAUCCUGCUCCAAGAUUGUAACUCUGUGAAUCCAGUGUCUUCGAUGACUGCUGGAGGGGCGCGUUCAGGACAUCAUUGAACGUCAUAUUGACAGCACAUUCGCUUCGGAGACACUUCCUUUGCCUUCAGAGCAUCUUGACCUGUCUUAACUUUUGGUUUUGGACGACAAAUCGAAUCUUUUCUCGUGAGAAGCCUCUCGUCCUUUUUGUGAACUUCUGGGUUAGAUUUUACUGUGAAGUGAGGCACUAUUCGGAAGCGUCCAAAACGUCCAAGGAUUCAGAAGUGCGACCGGAUCGUCUGGCUUUAGGUGAACUGGUGGCCAAGGGUUGUGCCGGAGCAGGUCUCGACCGUUUGAUCCUUCUGACCUCAUUACGAGCCAACUCAUCUUCAGAAGUGUCGGAGGCGUCAAUUAGGUUAGUUGACCAGGAUGUACUGCUGUCCAAGAUCUCGGUUGCGCACUUUUUAGGCGGCGGCCGACGAGCAGUCUCAUUUGCUUGAUCGAUGGCAUCAGUAAGGAAGCUCUUUGCCUGAUCUCGGCAGUUUCGGUAGGCAGCAGCACCUUCCCGGAAAGUCUUCACGUUUCCCGUCAUUCCAUAUGAAUUUAUUUGCGUCAUAUGAUAUUCGGACUGCCCUCCUGGGUCGGCAGCUCGGCUGACAUGGGUCGCGUACAAUUGGAGCGUUCCGGUUCCGGCAUGAUAUGUACUACUAAAACUCUGCGCCUUGUUGUCGUACACUGACUCAUCUUCACCAAAGUUCUGAAGUUUAUGCAUGGCCCGAGCCCCAACGGCCCCGUCAUACAUCGCUUGGUUUCGGGCCUCAUAGGCGUUUCCGGACUUGCUCUUGCCCUCAAGAAAGAAAUUGGGGGCUGCAGGACGGCUGGUGGUGGAGGAGGGAAUGAUGUACUUCUCAAGGUCGGCUCGUACACGUUGGUCAAUACGAGAAGGUUGUGCGCCGUAGUACAAAUCAGGUUUAGCAUCGCUCACCUCCUUUACCAGCGGCUCGAGAUUGGUCAAGGGAAGAUCAGCUUCGAAAGGUGAUCCUUUUCAUUUCCAGCAAUGAGCGGAUGGACCCUAUACAGGCCGGUAGCUUCGCCGGACGCCCGUGCAUUUGCUCUUUUAAAUGCCUUGAAAUCGUCAUCAAUGAACCGCGACGGAGAGAGGGAUGCUCGAUAAGUAGUGAGCUCAUGCUGAAUGUCUUCCAAAUUUGCAGGUUCAACCGGUUCUCUUCCAUCCGGGUGUUCAUAUUCAGGAGGGUAUAUACCAUUGUCAAGCAUCUUUUGCUCAAAAUUCCUACUCUUGGUUGUCGUGUUUGUGGUUCGAGUCGAUUUGCUUCUCUUCGACGAGUUGGAGGAUCGUUUCCGG